UGUAAAUAUGUAUGUAUGCGUGUGUGCGCAUGUAAAUGGAUCACAAAAUGCUGGAAAGAUAAGUUUGCGAGAGCGUCUCGAACGUAACCGGUUACCCCAACGAAUUAGGAAUUAUUUAUACCAUUUUCCCGUUCCCAAUAUCAUUUGGAAACGACCUUAAAACGAGUGCAAAAGUGCUGCAAGCGUGGUGCAGGAGGAGGAGGAGGAGUUGUGGGGAAAAUGGCGCAACCGCCACCAGAUCAAAACUUUUAUCAUCACCCGCUGCCGCACACACACACACACCCGUCGCACCACCCCCACCCGCAUCCUCACCAUCCACAUCAACAUCCGCAGCUUCAAUUGCCGCCACAAUUUCGGAAUCCCUUCGAUUUGCUUUUCGAUGAGCGAACGGGUGCCAUUAACUACAAUUACAUACGUCCCUAUCUGCCCAACCAAAUGCCCAAGCCAGAGGAGUUGCCUGAUUCCCUGGUGAUGCGACGCCCACGACGCACUCGCACUACGUUCACCAGCAGCCAGAUAGCCGAGUUGGAGCAGCAUUUCCUGCAGGGACGCUACCUCACGGCACCACGACUGGCCGAUCUGUCGGCCAAGCUAGCUUUGGGCACGGCUCAGGUGAAGAUCUGGUUCAAGAAUCGUCGUCGUCGCCACAAAAUCCAAUCGGAUCAGCACAAGGAUCAGUCGUACGAUGGCAUGCCGCUGUCGCCGGGCCUCAAGCCCAACGAGGGAGAUCCGCCGAGUCUGCAGAAUCUCACAUUGGGUGGAGGUGCCACACCGAAUGCCCUGACGCCCUCGCCCACACCUUCGGCAACGACCGCGCACCUGGUGGAGCACUAUGGUGAGACAUUCAAUGCCUACUACAACUACAAUCAUGGCCAUGGCCAGGCGCAGGGCCAGCGCCAUGUGGGCCACGUCCACGGGCAGUACUCGGCGCCACCAGGAGCCCAGAAUGGAGCACAGUUCUUUCAGGCACAACAGCAGCAGCUCCUUCAGCAACAGCAGCCACCACACCAUCACCAGAAUCAGCAGCAGCACCUGCACCAUCAACUGCCGCACACAAACCACGUGCCACAUCAAAUGCAGGCCCAGCAACAUCAGCAACAACAGGAGCAGCAGCAGCAGCAGCAUCAGCAGCAACUGUAUCAUCAUUUUGAUUUCCAGCAAAAAACGGCCAGCGCCUGUCGAAUGGUCAAGGACGAACCGGAGGCCGACUACAACUUUAACAACUCGUAUUAUAUGCGCUCGGCUCUGUCUGGGGUUGGUGUCGCCGCCGCUGCUGCUGCUGCUGUUGCUGCAGCCACACCCGGAACAGCAUCGUCGGUCCUUGCGGCGGAGGUGGCGGCGGCAGCAGCGGCGGGUCAGGUGACGUCUGCACUGUCGCCCGGCUCCGAGGUCUAUGAGCCAUUAACACCCAAAAAUGACGAGAGUCCCAGUCUAUGUGGCAUUGGCGGCCCCUGCGCCACGGCUGUCGGCGACACGGACAUUGCCGACGACAUGGACGAUGGAACGACCCACAAGAAGACGACGACGACGCUACAGAACCUGGAGCCGCUGAAGAGCCAUACGGUUGUUGGUCUAGACAAAAGCUGUGACGAUGGCAGCAGCGAUGAUAUGAGCACAGGCAUGCGGGUGCUGUCGGGUCGCGGAGCCUUUGCCAAAUUUGGCAAGCCAUCGGCCGCCCAGGCCCAGCCACAACCACCGCCCGCGCCAUUGGGGAUGAUGCAUGACACGAACCAAUAUCAAUGUACGAUGGAUACGAUAAUGCAAGCGUAUAAUCCGCAUCGUAAUGCCGGAGGCAACACACAAUUUGCCUACUGCUUCAACUAGUAGCAGCCAACUAGUAUAACUUAGAUCUAAGCGAUAAACAAUAUCAUUUGUUUCCUGAUUGUACAAAUACCAAUUGAUUGUAGAUAUCUGCGCGUAGUUAUGUGUAAGCCUCAAUUGUAAAUUUGUUCUUAGUCUUUUUAUGUACUAGCCUAGUCAGCAGGCGGCAGCUUUUAAUCAUACUUCAAGUGAUAUUCGCUCUAACCUCUCUGCUUUAUCGACAACUUUCUCUGCCAUGCGUUCGUUGCUUCGUUUGUUUUUGGUUGGUCAUUCCCCCAAAGCCCAGGAAUUGCCUGCUAAAAUCAAUCGAGGUGUUUUAUGGGCUUGAACGCAUGCCGGAGAAAGUUAUUUCCCUCAAUAGCAAAGGAAUCCCCUGGCUCUGAUACAAAUUUGUCAUAGCUAAAACCUGUACUAAUCUAAAUGCAAAAUGUUUCUCUUGGCGGUAAUCAUAUAAUCAUUGUUUUUUAUAUAAUUACCAUCUAAAGAUUGAACAUUUAAACAACUCAGAAUAUGCUAUGACAAAAGCGUUGGCUUGUUGGACAUUUGGACAUUCUUUCUGCAAGAAAUGUCAGCAAAUUGUCUGCCAAAACAAGCCAAACAUUUGUUCGACCUUGGAUUCCUUUACUGUAUUAUUUAUAUACCCAUUAAUAUAUUUUAAGAUCAUCUUUUAAUAUCACUCAAGUUGCAUUGAAAUCUGUUUAGCUUCGAUUUUAAGUGUAAGUUCCUCGGUGCACCAUUGUCAUAUGUUCACUCUUUUAUAAGCUUUUUUGUGUGUAAAUCAUUGGGAAUAUAUAAACAACAUAUGAGCUAUGCUUCCCAAAAAAUGUUGCCACUAGGCAUGUACGAGUAUGCUUAAAAAUCUUUCUCAACGAAAACUCGUAUGGUUUUUCCGAAAAUCUUAUGAAUUUAAAAAUGUACUUUUAUGGUCCGCCCGUUCGUUAUUCCUCCCCUCGCACACAUGCAUGUCGUAAAAUGUGAUUCGCGAUGUUUCUACGAAACCCGCGAGUCGUCGUAAAAUAUUUGGCACCACCAGCAGCUGCCUGUGUUUAUAUAGUUACCUGAUCCUGCGCACCUAUCCGACACGACCCCGACCUCGCCCGGCUGUGUGCACCAGUUAGGUAGGCAGUGUACAGGCCCCGCUUGUUAGCAGGCCAACUUGUACUUGUUGCCUCAAUUUUCUUUGAUAUAAAUUAUGGAAAAUCCAGAAAACCAGAACGCUCUCCUUACAUGAACGAAUCUCGAUUGGAAUUUCCAGUGUUUCCCAAUUUUUAUUGAAGCCCAACAAAUGGGCGCGUCAUUCGCAACGAUGGAUUAUUCUGUUGUGUGUUUCGGGGGGAAAUUCCCAAAGGAAGAAUUAAUGUUUUUAGAGCAUAAUCUAAUAGAAAUUGAUGCUGAUUAAUUUAAUAAAUUUGCAAUUUUAUUAAGUGAUUAAU
This is a messenger RNA of Drosophila guanche, 3254 nucleotides long. RefSeq names its product homeotic protein bicoid. Lineage: Eukaryota; Metazoa; Arthropoda; Insecta; Diptera; Drosophilidae. The record is from RefSeq and is a predicted model, not a curated record. The coding region runs from base 220 to 1824 and encodes 534 amino acids. Gene Ontology annotation, molecular function: DNA-binding transcription factor activity, RNA polymerase II-specific; RNA polymerase II cis-regulatory region sequence-specific DNA binding. The transcript is spliced from 4 exons. Gene Ontology annotation, biological process: regulation of transcription by RNA polymerase II. Gene Ontology annotation, cellular component: nucleus.